AUGACUUGGUCGCGACGUGGUGGAGACCUUUUCGCCCUGGACGUCUUUAGGCGUUAUGAUUGGGGAGACGGCGCCUUGUUUAAUGGUAGACUUGAAGGACGUGAGGUAGAAGUCAGAUAUGAAAUGGAACAGAGGCACUCGGAUAUGGUUGUGCAGUUGGAUUCACUGAACGAGGUAUGGCGUUAUAGUGUUGGUCAGACGGCAAAGGGGGUACAGAUUCAUCUGCGGAAGCAGGAAAGUCAACGAAAAGAACGGGUCUCAGCUAUGUUUAUUAUCGUCUAUACACCCAACUCGGUGCAUUCGAAUCAAUUCACCCCCUUUACCACAACGACCGUUUCAUUGGCCGCAUUCCAACGAUCUUUUCCCCCUCCUCAUACGGUGGCGUCUGUCAAGCGGUCCCUCUGCAAACUUGAGGGCCUUUUGAGGCCCGAAAAGGCGCUUUUUUUCGCAACUCUCUCAAGCCCAGCGCCCAAAGAGGACUCUGCUCGCCUCUCUCUUUCUGCUCCUUCUGGGCCAGGCUUGUUUGAACAAGAUCCGAUCGCGCUAGUCGUCGAGUCGGAGAAGAGGACCAACUUGAACAUUACGCUGUCGGAGAAGCCCCCGGAAUGGUCUGAUGAUACUGAUGUCCACUACGAGGGAGAAGGCGAAGGAAAGGCAAAGACAUCCUUCGAUGAAAAUGAUAUUUCGUUAGGGCGCAUCGACACCCUCUACAUCGCUCCCCCUCUCACUGCAGGGUCUUUGAAAGCACAUAUCGCAAAAGCUGAAGGUCUGGUCAUGCCGGGUCAUCCACUGUACAAGGAUAUGGAACUCUUCCAAGACGCGAAUAGUGACGCUGCCAUGAGCGACACUGAUAUCAUAUCCUUUGAAGAUGACAAUUAUCCCGGUAGUGAUGAAGGCGACCCCGUAGCCCUUGUUAAUGCCAUCACCAACACAGCAGCGGGCCAAAAGGCUAAGCCUACACCAGCACGCUACGAAGUAAACAAGCACACCUGGCUAUCAGUAAUUCAAGAUGAGAUCGUUCAUGCGGAUGGAGUUGUCGUCUCCAUGAUAAACUGGAUUGACAAUCGGUAUUAUCCAGCAUACAUGGCGAUUAAUUCCAAGGGUGAAAAAGGCUUUGUGGAACAGGAAUAUGUUAAUUGA
This is a messenger RNA of Laccaria bicolor S238N-H82, 1140 nucleotides long. RefSeq lists its product as uncharacterized. Lineage: Eukaryota; Fungi; Basidiomycota; Agaricomycetes; Agaricales; Hydnangiaceae. The record is from RefSeq and is a predicted model, not a curated record. Bases 1 to 1140 code for a protein of 379 amino acids. The transcript is spliced from 10 exons.